CCAACAGUUCAUACCGAAUAGAAACGAAAAGAUGCUUAUCCUUUACGAAACUGCUGCUGGUUAUGCUUUAUUCAAGUUGGUGAACGAUGCUAAACUUGAAAAGUCGGAUGAUCUUUGGAAAGACUUUGAAUCUGCUGAAAAAGCAAACCAAGCUGUCAAACUUAAGGCUUUCACCAAAUUCGAAAAUACUACCGAUGCUUUAUCUGCUGUCACUGGUUUAGUGGAAGGCAAGGUACCCAAGAAUUUGAAAAAGUUUUUGGAAAGUGAAAUCUCUGAAAAGGAAAUGAAGAAGGAAAAGCUCAUUGUUAGUGAUCCCAAGCUUGGUAGCGCUGUUAACAAAAAAUUCGGUAUUAGUGUCUUGUCUGACUCUACUGUUAUGGAUCUUUACCGUGGUAUUCGUGAACAAUUUGAAUCUUUGGUGUCUGGUCUUUCUCAUCAAGAUUUAUCUGCCAUGUCUCUCGGUUUGUCUCACUCACUGUCACGUUAUAAGCUCAAAUUCAGUCCUGAUAAGGUAGAUACUAUGAUUGUACAAGCCAUUGCUUUGUUGGACGAUCUCGACAAAGAAUUGAAUACUUAUGCUAUGCGUGUCAAGGAAUGGUAUGGUUGGCAUUUCCCUGAAAUGGGCAAGAUCUUGGUCGACAAUCUCGCUUAUGCCAAGGUGGUCAAGGCCGUGGGUUUCCGUACCAAUACUCAAGACACUGAUCUUUCUGCUAUCUUACCCGAAGAAUUGGAAUCUGAAAUUAAGGAUGCUGCUGAAAUUUCUAUGGGUACUGAAAUUUCCGAAGAAGAUAUUGAAAAUAUUCAUGCUCUUUGUGAUCAAGUUAUCUCUAUUACCGAAUACCGAACACAAUUGUACGAAUAUUUGAAGAACCGUAUGAAUGCCAUUGCUCCUAAUUUGACUGCUCUUGUUGGUGAACUUGUUGGUGCUCGUUUGAUUGCUCAUGCUGGUUCCUUGAUGAACUUGGCCAAACAACCUGCUUCUACCAUCCAAAUCCUUGGUGCUGAAAAGGCUCUCUUCCGUGCCUUGAAGACAAAACACAACACUCCCAAGUAUGGUUUGAUCUAUCAUGCUUCUUUGAUUGGUCAAGCUGGUCCUAAACACAAAGCCAAGGUUGCUCGUAUGCUUGCCACCAAAUCCGCUAUUGCUCUCCGUGUCGAUGCUUUAGGUGAACAAGAAGGUUGUGAAGUUGGUGUAGAUGGUCGCAAUAAGGUCGAAGCUCGAAUCAAAUUACUCGAAAACCGUGGUAAUGGACGUGCUAACCGUGAUAAAUCAAGUCAGAAACAACAAAAAUUCCAAUUUAAUAAGACUGCUCAAUACAAUGCUCAAAAUGAUGUGGUGAUGACCGAAACAAAGCCUGUUGAAGAAGUUGUUGAAUCAAAGAAGCGAAAGGUGGAUGAAGUAGAAGAAUCAACAGAAGAAAAACCCGCUAAGAAGGAAAAGAAGGAAAAGAAGGACAAAAAGGAAAAGAAGGACAAGAAAGAAAAGAAGGAUAAAAAGGACAAGAAGGAAAAGAAGGAAAAGAAGGCCAAGAAGGAAAAAGAAUAGACUAGUAUAUUAUCAUUUUUUACCAUUAUUUUUUACUUUUUGUUUAUUUUAUUUCAUUUUCAUUUUUUUUUAAAAAAAAAAAAGCAAUAAAUAUUUGAUUUUGAUCAGACAA
Molecule: messenger RNA, 1658 nt
Organism: Halteromyces radiatus
Lineage: Eukaryota; Fungi; Mucoromycota; Mucoromycetes; Mucorales; Cunninghamellaceae
Exons: 3
Coding region: 32-1546 (504 amino acids)
Cellular component (GO): box C/D methylation guide snoRNP complex; small-subunit processome
Molecular function (GO): snoRNA binding
Source: RefSeq, a predicted model, not a curated record